UACAGGUUUGGUUUCAUAGUAAAAAAAUUUGUAAUGGGAAAAACAUGAAAGAAACCGUAACUGAUUAGUGGGUUUUUCUUUUUCUUUCUUUCCUUCUUUCUUUUAUUUCUUGAUGGAAAUGAGUGGGAGAUUUUAUUUGGGGACUGUGGAUUUAGUUCAAGGCUUAGAUGAGAUUCAUUUGCCUCUUUAGAUUGGUGAAAAUUAUGGUGUUCUUUCGUUCGUACCCAUUGUGACUUUUUCACUUUUAAAACCCAUGAGAUAUUUGAAAUGUAUCGAAAGGGUGUUCAUGUUUUCAAUCUUGACUGAUUUGGGUUAUGAUUAAGGGCUCAAGUUUUCUUUAUAUCCGAGGUGUAUUUUGAACCAGGAUCAAUGUAGUUUUGUUGGAAUAGGAAAGGUUACCCUCUUCGAAUGUAUAGAUUGUUCCGCAUUCGUUUUUAGAAUGGAUUUGGGCUUUAUGUUUGUUCUGCACAGAAAUUGGAGUUAUCUCUUUCAUCCUUGGUUACUAUUUGGAAGGCCUCAGCCAGUGCAGCAGUGCAGUGCUGUAGGCUAAAUGUAAAGAUAGUGGAUCAGGCAAAACCUAUGACUUGAACGUUGGCCCUUGAUCAUGAUAUCGAAUCUGUGGCAGAAUUUUUUGGUCCUGGUUACACUUCCAGAUAUCCUUUGUAGAUCAUGUCUAUACUUUCAUUUACUGUAAAAUGAAAAAAAAUCAGUUAUUCUCAUAGAGCUAGCCAGAAGAUCUUACAAUAUUCUGGUAUCUAGCAGCAAUUCAUCUUGAAUGUAUAUCCGCUGCUUAUUCUAAAGUGAAUUGUAUGUAGAAAGAGAAACUAGGAAGCACGUAGUUUUUGCCACUGUAUUGAUUAAAAUCUAGCAACAAUCCAUCAUGAAUGUAUAUCCUUAGCUUUGGUGCCAAAUUUUGGAAAGCAUCAAUUUAAGAUAUCAAAGAUUUGUUGUAAUUGAAUGUAUAUCAAUUUGACUUUUCCUUGAAUCUACCUAUUACAUACACAACUUUAUUGACAUGCAUAUCUUAGUUCAUCAACAAUUGCUCUUUUAUUCAGUAGGUAUAUCAGCUGUUCAAAUCUAAUCCAUUUAUUGUAUUGAAAACGUUUGAAAAUUAAAACAUUACUCUAAUUUGUUUAUGGCAUUGAGCAUGUAGGAAUAUCAAAAUUUUGGACCAUUACUUGAGCCUACACCAAGUAGAACACAUAGCUAUUUCACCAAUAGGCAAUCUUAUUUUAAUGAUAAUCUAGAGGAUUUCCAGAUAUCAUAUAGUUUAGUGUAGUCGAUUCCUGUGCGAUAUGACAUACUAGCAUGUCAAAAGAAGUAUUAGCGUAUUCUUUAUUGACUACUGUUUUGUACCAUUUAUUGUAAUGUGCUCAGUUCUUGUUUGGUCAUAUCGAUGACAAAAAUUUUAAUUGCUUUUGUGAUUGCAGGAAGAUUUGGGAAGACUAUUGCAAAGGAAUUAUAUUAAGAUACUAUAAAGGAGGUUGUGCAUCCAUUUAUUCAGGAUGAGCAGCCAGAAUCAAGGGGCUAGCUUAUGUCCUUCAGCGGACCCCCCUAUGAAGCGGAAACGUGGGCGUCCACGCAAGGAUGAGAGUGUUCAAGGGGAGAGCACACCUGCGACACCUGCAUCUGACAUUCUAAAGAAAAACGAGCAGAGUGUGGGAACAAGUAACCCAGCCUCUGAUGAAAUGGUAGGUCAGAUGGUUUCUGGUGUCAUUGAAGGUUCAUUUGAUGCUGGAUAUCUUCUUAAUGUUAAGGUAGGUGACACCAACACUCAUCUGAGAGGUGUUGUAUUUCUACCGGGCCAAUUCACGCCAAUUACUGCUGCAAAUGAUGUCGCUCCUCAUGCUAAGAUGUACAAAAGAAAAGAGAUUCCUAUCCCAUUUGUAAACCCUCAAAGCCAGCACCAUGCUGUGGGUCCGCCAUCUGGGAAAAGUGAGAAAGCUGUUGAGCAUAAAAAUGGUGUACCUAACCUUCCAGACCAAGGUCUACAUACUAGGCUUCAGUCUGGUGCCACAGCUGCUAGUGAGAGGAAAUCUGCCUCUAUUCUGAUUCCUCCAGCUAGUAACUUGUCAAUAAAUGACACAAGUCUUCCCCUGGGUCAAAAAGUCCUGCAAGAACAAAUCUUAGGUUCUAGAUUGCAGAAUGAUAAAGCUGUAGGACAGGAUCAGUCACUGGAGGGAUUUGAAGCCUUCAAACUGAUGAAGGCACCAAAUAUUGAUGUGGAGACACCUAAAACAUCUGAGCCAGUGUCAGCAACAUUUACUGCUACUUUGCCAGCUACUGAGACUGUAAAUCUGAAGCCUCAAGUUGAACACCAGGCCUUGAGUUCUGACCUUAAGCCGCAGGAAUUGGUUCAUGAUGAUGUGAAAGGCAUUGACCUUGGUAUAGAUCAAACCCCCAAGUUUCCUGAACCUGAACCUGAACCUCAAGCCAUGGCUUGUGAACCCAAUGGAAUCAAGAUGUUUGAAAAACAGGCUUCGUCAAGGCAAGAUAUAGAUAUUUCACAAGAUAAUCAAUUGGAGCAUGCCAAGAAAAUUAUAUGUGGAGAUGACAUAUCUCACAUGGAUGGAUUGUCUGCAAGUGAUACUGCCACAAUGACUCUGACAGUUCCAUGCUCUGCCUCAACCAGCCUGCCAAUAAUGAUAUUUGGGGCGGAAACUAUUCCAUCUGAAUCCAAGCCUGCUGCUGAAGAAUCUGAUGUUCCAAGAAGGGUUGUACCUGAAGUUAGUAGUUCCUCAAUGGCUGCCGACACCAAUAGUGUGGAAUGUAAUGCCAAAGAUGCCAUUCCACCAGCAUAGUCUUAGUUUUCUCGAGUUGUGAAACUAGAGGCGGGAAUAGAAUGAGCCUUAGAAGUCAUGGCUUGAAGAAUGACUUGUGUUAGUCAUGACUGAGGAUAGUUGAGAGUUAAAAGGAAAAUACUUAAAUUUAGGUACUCUUUGUCUCUAGUUUGGAUUAUUUGUAAUGGGAGCUCUUUGCAAUCUACCUUUUACCGUUUGACUU
This is a messenger RNA of Theobroma cacao (cacao), 3003 nucleotides long. NCBI's taxonomy places the organism in Eukaryota, Viridiplantae, Streptophyta, Magnoliopsida, Malvales, Malvaceae. The record is from RefSeq and is a predicted model, not a curated record.